AUGCCUGUGCUGCCCACCGCGUCCCGUCUGUUCAGGAGCGCCCUCAGGGUCCGAACCGGUCCCGCAGCUCAGGUGGCGACUAAACCCGCCAAGGAGACCGUCACUGCAGGGGAGCAGGCCAUAGCCAUGAUUGUCCUGAACAUCACCAUCCUGGGUCCUUCAGGCUGGAUUCUGGCUCACCUGGAGGACUACAAGAAGAAGUAG
Molecule: messenger RNA, 204 nt
Organism: Nematolebias whitei (Rio pearlfish)
Lineage: Eukaryota; Metazoa; Chordata; Actinopteri; Cyprinodontiformes; Rivulidae
Product: cytochrome c oxidase subunit 8B, mitochondrial
Exons: 2
Coding region: 1-204 (67 amino acids)
Biological process (GO): mitochondrial electron transport, cytochrome c to oxygen
Cellular component (GO): mitochondrion
Source: RefSeq, a predicted model, not a curated record